AUGAUGAACUCAGCUGUCCAAGAUGAUUCCAAAAAGACACCACCUGUUUCUCCCAAGAUCCCUGCCACGAAGGCAACGAAAUCCCCUCCUGCUCAGAAACAAGAGCAGGAGAAGAAACAAGAGCAAGUGCAACAACCGAAAGCCUCUCCAUUACAACAAGCCAAGGUAGAAAAAGCUCCAUCAGAGCCUCUGAAAGAUGUAGCAGCUUUCCCAUCUGUUUCCAAGGACGGCCAAACUACUUGUCCACUAUGUAAAGUGAAACUUAACAUUGGAUCCAAGGAGUCUCCCAACUACAACAAAUGCACUGAAUGCAAGAACACUGUCUGCAACCAAUGUGGAUUUAAUCCAAUGCCAAAUGUGUCAGAGGUAAAGGAAUGGCUAUGCCUCAACUGUCAGAUGCAGAGAGCUCUUAGUUCUGCAUCUACUUUGAUGACCUCAGCAGUUGACCAGCCCAAAACUACUCCACCAGUUUCUCCCAAGAUGUCUCCUGCAAAAGAUAUGAAGUCUCAUGAUGCUCAGAAGCUUGAGCAACAGAAGAAAGCAGAGCACUCCCUGCAGACCAGUGCAACUCCACCAGGACAGGUCAAAGCUGACAAAACCCCAUCAGCAUCUUCAAAGGCUACAGAAGCCUCCCAAGUACCUGUCAAACCAGGCCAGUCUAACUGUCCACUCUGUAAGGCUGAACUCAAUACCGGUUCCAAGGAUCUACCAAACUAUAAUACCUGCACUGAAUGCAAGAGCACUGUCUGUAACCAAUGUGGAUUCACCCCCAUCCCUACAGGAGAGGUAAAAGAGUGGCUAUGUCUGAACUGUCAGAUGAAAAGAGCAGUUGAAGCAUCCGAGCUGGGGCAUCCCACCAUAAAGUCUCAAAAAUCACCCAGCAAAGUUCCUUCACCUGCUGCUGUCCAAUUGAAGGACAAUUCCAAACCAACUGUAACACAAAAGACAGACAGUCCAGAUAGUGCUCAACUAAAGAAGGAGACCUUAGAACCUGUGUCACCACAGAGAAAGCAAUCUACAGCAUCAGCAACUGCUACUUUACCAGUGAAACAAGAAAGUCCAGCAACAGAUCAUAAAGUACUAGAAGAAAGAACAAAGACAGGUCCAAAGAAGCCACCAGAUCAAGAAAGCAUAGCUCAACGCAAACACAGUAAUACCACAGCAGGGACACAGCAAGACUCAGGAGGCCUCUUUGGCUUUGGUGGUCCUAAAACUCAACCUGAUGCUGCAAAGCCUGCAGAAUCAGUUACUGGGAAGAUGUUUGGCUUUGGGUCUUCUAUCUUCAGUUCUGCAUCUACUUUGAUGACCUCAGCAGUUGACCAGCCCAAAACUACUCCCCCAGUUUCUCCCAAGAUGUCUCCUGCAAAAGAUAUGAAGUCUCAUGAUGCUCAGAAGCUUGAGCAACAGAAGAAAGCAGAGCACUCCCUGCAGACCAGCACAACUCCAUCAGGACAGGUCAAAGCUGACAAAGCCCCAUCAGCAUCUUCAAAGGCUACAGAAGCCUCCCAAGUACCUGUAAAACCAGGCCAGUCUAACUGUCCACUCUGUAAGGCUGAACUCAAUACAGGUUCCAAGGAUCUACCAAACUAUAAUACCUGCACUGAAUGCAAGAGCACUGUCUGUAACCAAUGUGGAUUCACCCCAAUGCCAACAGGAGAGGUAAAAGAGUGGCUAUGUCUGAACUGUCAGAUGAAAAGAGCAGUUGAAGCAUCUGAGCCUCCCAAAAUGAAGUCUCAAACUGCUCCUGUUUCUCCCAAGUUGUCUGCUGCAAAAGAUAUGAAGUCUCCUGAUGCUCAGAAGCUUGAGCAGCAGAAGAAAGCACAGCAGUCCAAGGAGACCAGGACAACUGCAUCAGAAAGGGUUGAGGUUGCCCCAUUAGAGUCUUCAAAGGCGAUAGAAGCUUCCCAAGUACCUGUCAAACCAGGCCAGUCUACCUGUCUACUCUGUGAAGGAGUGGUUAUGUCUCACCUGCCAGAUGCAAAGGGCUCUCGGAGACACAAAGCCUCCACAUCUGUUGACCAGCCCAAAAUUACUCCACCAGUUUCUCCAAAGAUGUCGCCUGCAAAAGAGAUUAAAUCCCCUGCUGCCCAGAAAAACGAACAACAGAAGAAGUCAGAAGAACCCAAACAAACACCGCAAAACGUCCAGGCCAAAGGGGACAAAGCUCCAUCAGAGAUAUCAGUAGUCCCCCAAGCCACUGUCAAACAAGGCGUGUCAACCUGCCCACUCUGUAAGCUUGAACUCAACAUUGGGUCCAAGGAUCUUCCCAACUACAAUACCUGCACCGAAUGCAAAAACGCUGUCUGUAACCAGUGUGGAUUUAACCCCAUGCUAAAUGUGUCAGAUGUAAACGAGUGGUUGUGUCUCACUUGUCAGAUGCAAAGGGCUCUUGCAGCAUCUGAAUCAUUAGAGCCUCCAUUGAUGAAACCUAAGGCAUCCCCCAACAAACAGAAGGAAUGGCUUUGCCUCAACUGCCAGAUGCAAAGGGCCCUAGGAGCUUCUGAACCUCCAGGCCUCCCCAUGAUAAAACCCCAACCAUCACCAAGCAAAGAGGUCCCUGCCGAAACUCAGCAGAAAGAGACACCCAUGUUAAUUUCUCAGGAUGACACCCUUAAACCUCCCGCAACCUUGACUGAGCUAGUCAAUGUAGCUCAGACCAAAGAAACCACAACUUCAGCCCUUGAUGCAUUAACAAAGACAGAGGCCCCUCCAGAGGUUCCAUUGUCAGACAAAGCUGUUCCAUCAACUAUAACAAAGACUGAUGUCUCACCAAUCCCUUCUACAGAGACAACCAAAGGAAAGCCUGGUGCGCCUCAGCAGCAAGCCCCUAAAGUUGUGACUUCUACUGCUAAGUCUAUUCCUCAAACAGAUCCAAAGGCAGGACAGCCAGCACAACAAAAGCUGCCACAAGCUGUGACUUCUAUCGCCAAGUCUGCUCCUUCACCUGAUCCAGAAGUGAGAAAGCUACCCCCACAACAAGCUGCAAAAGCAGGUAGCUCUCCAGCAAAGUCUGUACCACCGCCAGCUCAGUCUCCAAAACCGGAGUCAGGAGGCUUCUUUGGCUUUGGUGGUCCUAAAACAACGCCAUCUGCAGCAAAGUCUGCUGAGUCGGUAAAUGAAUGGCUUUGUCUCAACUGCCAGAUGCACAGAGCUCUAGGGGCAUCUGAGCCUGCUGGACGCCCUGUCGUGAAACCGCAACAUUCCCCAGGGAAGGUUCUUACACCUGGCUCUGAACAGACGAAUAAACCAGCAGUAAUCCAGAAGGAGAAGCCCUCAGAGUCACCAGUAGUCAAAAAGGAGAUCCCUCAGGCAACAUCCCAAAGAGGAGAAACCCCCAAAGCUGAGGCUCCUUUGCCAACUGCAGUUAAAAGGACAGACCCACCAGGAGAAGACUCUUUGCAAAAGACACAGAUCCUUUCAAGUACUGAGAAAGGACAUGGCAAGAAUGUGGCUAGUGAGCAGAAGAAGUUUGAAGAAAACGCUCCAAAGGUACAGCCUCCUCAAACUACUGUGCCAGUAAUCAAGGCAGGUCCUACGAAACAAGAAGUUGUAAAAUCGCCACAACAGCCCUUAAGAUCUGCUACCCCUCCUGUCAAAUCUGCAACACCAGCAGCUCAGCCUGCUAAACAGCAAGAAUCCGGAGGUCUCUUUGGCUUUGGUGGUCCUAAAACUCAACCUGCUGCUGCAAAGUCAGCUGAGUCAGUGACUGGGAAGAUGUUUGGUUUUGGUUCAUCUCUUUUCAGCUCUGCAUCUACAUUGAUUACAACAGCUGUUCAGGACGAACCUAAAUCUACCCCACCUACACCACGUAAGAUGUCAAUUACAACCCAAGGCUCUCCUAAAUCUACCCCACCUACGCCGCGUAAGAUGUCAAUCACAACUCAAGGCUCUCCUAAACCUACACCUCCAGCUUCACCCAAGAUGCCCUCUGUGAAGGAGACGAAACCACAGACAUCUGAACCACCUCAAAAAGCCAAGCCCAAUGAACAGGCAAAAGAAGUGAAAGCUUCACCUAUGGAAGUGAAACAAGUCGCUCCUAAAGCUAGUCUGUCCACUUGCCCUCUUUGUAAAGUAGAACUCAACAUUGGCUCCAAAGACCCUCCAAAUUACGACACCUGCACUGAAUGCAAGAACACUGUGUGCAGUCUUUGUGGAUUUAACCCCAUGCCUCAUACAUCAGCAGAGCAAGAUGUCAGCAACAAAGAACUAAAUACUGAGCAGAUUACACUUGAAAACAAAGCUGAUCCUGUGACAGCUACUAAGCCUACUUCAAAAGGAGAAGAGCAUGAUGAAGAACCCCAGAUUUUACCCAUAUUCCAGGAAUUAAAGGAUGGGCAGAUGGUUAGUGAUACAAGUAAAAAUAAUGAAAACACAGAUACAUCCUCAACCGUGAAGGAGGAGGUUAUAGUUGAAAGGAGACGUCUAACUUUUCAAGCAAUGGAAGAGAGCAGUGAAAGUGACAUCACACCCUCACCCUCACCAAAAGUCCAGAGGAGAAGGCUGAAAGUUAGUAAUGUUUCUUCAAGCAGUGAAGACAAAACUGAAAGCGCUGACUCCAACAUAGAAGAUGAAGAGUUCAUCCGCAGGCAGAUAAUGGGCAUGGGUGAUGACGAAGAAAUGUCUCUUUCAGAAGAUGAGAAAGAAGAGCAUAUAAAAAAUAAAGAUGUCAUCAAGGAGGCUGAGCUUGAAAAUGCUUCAGUGACAGUCGAAUCACUGUCUAGAAAGAGUAGCACAGAAAAUGCAAGGAGCCUAGCAGGGGGAAUAACCACUAAAACAGACACUACAACUAUAAAAGAGGCUACUGAAACAUUGACUAACGUUGCUUUUAAGAAAGCUAUUCCUGUCUUGAGAACAAAACCAAGCACUGAUGAAGAAGUAGAGAGCAUCACAGAAUCCCUUUCAAAGGGAUCAUCUAGUGUUCAGGUAUCUGGCUUUACUCCAAGAUCUUCUCCUACAUCUGCUUCAUCUCUGGAGGAGGACAGUGAUAGCAGUCCAAGUCACAGGAAGGUCAAAGGGGACAAACAACAUCGCAAAGGUAAACACAGGCAGCCAACCCAGCCUCUCCCUACAAUUGAGGACUCAUCCGAGGAAGAAAAGAUGAAACAGAAAGAUAAGUCUAGGAAAGACAAAGAUGACGUCAGGACCCAUGGCAAAAUACUUUCCCCAGCUGGAGAUGCUUCCUCCUCAGAGGAUCUGAGACAGGUAACAGUUAUCACUGACACAAGUAGAACAUCUGGCUCUGAGUACUCUGCCAGUAUGGAAUCAGAAACAGACGCUAUGCGAGCAGUACAGAGAGGACGUAAGCCUUCACCAACAGUGAUACCAUACACUCCCCCGGAUCCAUUUGAAAAUAUGUAUAUAGCUGCAAAAUCAUUAAAGAGUGCAGAGGAAGCAUAUGAGGAAAUCAUCCAGAAGACAAGGGCUAUUCCAGGGGAGAGUCCUCCUGAUAUUGAGCCACUCUAUGGAGGAAUGGCAAUAGAAGACUAUCUUUAUGAAUCCUUAGUGGAGGAGCCUGAUCUGAAGAUGAAUGAACUACAAGAGGAAGAACCCAACCCUGACAAUGUCUCUGACAUGAUGAAAAAACUCAGGUCCCCAGAGGAGGUUUAUGAGGAGAUGAUGCAAAAAAAGAGAGAACUGAUGAUGAUAGAGCAAGAGUUUCAACAGGCCCAGACUGCCAUGGAAACUUCCUCACCAGAGGUCACUGAUCCUAUGGUGAUUGUUGACACCUGCCCUAGUCAAACCACCAAGCCUCCUCCACCCAUACCACCAAAGCCUAUAUCAAUUCCAGCUGGACUGGUUUUCAGCCAUAAACCAGGAGAGAGUGUUAAGCCACCUCCUCAUGUGGUUCCUAAAGCUGCAACACUGCCCAGGACUAAAGAACCUCCAAAUGCUCUGUCACUUAGCCUCACACGCCCUGUGGAGUCAAAGCUGGGCGCAACAUCUCCGAAGUCACCCUUGUCUCCCAGACAUGCAAAAUGUUUACAAACCUAUGUGGUGAUAACCCUUCCAUCUGAGCCUGGUUCACCAACAGAGGGAAUAACAGUCCAGGCACCUGGUGUAUCUGUGGCACCAGUCACUAUCACUAAAAUUCAACAAGAGUCUAUCGAGAGUCAAGAGAUUCGAGGACCAGAAAAAGUGGUGUCCAGUAUGAGCCACAUGUAUUCAUCUUCAAUUUCAACUUCAGGCCAGCCUCCUGAAAGCCUGCCUAACCUGGUCACUCAGGUGGUCACCACUGAGGUCCAGAGGACCACCGUUUCUGUGGUCCAUGAAAGACUCCCACAGGUCCCUCCAUCAAGUGUAGCAAUAACCAUACAACCAGACAUAGCUAAAGUCCAACCUCUGCCAAAACAGAAUGGGAGAAUAAUCUACCCUGGGGAUGUUAUUGAUUUACGUACCAUGAAGGUUGGACUAAAGAUGACUGAACAAGGUAUGGACCUGACACCACCCGAGUCAUGUCGACAUUCUGUUUCAAGUGACUCUAGUUUGCGUCAAAUUACAGCAGUGCAGCCUGAGAUAGUGAAUCUUAGUGCAGAAAUCACACCUGCAACUACACUGUCUGUUGUCACUGACAGCAUAACAAUAGUCACAUGUACAGCGACCAUUUCCUCAUAUAACAACACACCAGCAGAAAAACCACUUGAUUUGCAAGGCCCUGUUGUGUCAUUACCUCUACCUCUCACCACAUACAAACCAUUUGAACCAUUAGCACAGAUUGUAUACAGACCUGUGACCUCACAGACUUUAACCAGAUCUGUAGCAUCUGCAGCUCAAGAAAUACCAAUGAAUCUUUCCUUUGGAGUCUCCCCAGGAGGAAAGCAACCUAUAUCUCCGGCAAAAGCAGCUAUCAGCAAUGGAGGCCCUGUCCUUUCUCUAGAGGCCACAGGUGCCAUGGAUUUAUCGAACUACAGGCCUGUGCAAGCUAUGGUUGCUUUGUCUGGCACAAGCCCAGGAGUUGUGACUACUAUUGUGGAGGAUGAUGGGACUCCAGUUGACCUUACAGCUGGUAGAAGAAGUGUUUGCUGUGAUGUCAUUUACAAGCUACCAUUUACAGGAAGCUGCAGAACACAGCCCCCAGUCACAUCGCAGCCUGACAACCGUUUCGGCUACAGAGAUGACCACUACCAAUAUGAUCAUGCUGGACAGUAUGGUGUCAAAGGCUUGAAUGGUGUAAAAUCCUCCAUGUCUGAGACUAACCUGACAGAGGCAGGACUGUUCUCCUAUGAUCCCAAGAGUGAAUAUGACUAUCUCAGUGGACCCACAAAUGGCGCCAUAGACCUCACUGCAGCAAAACUUUCUACCGGUAUACCACUUGACUUCACUAGCAAAGCUACUGGAAGCUACCCUGGGAUGACUACAGCUCCAUACUCCCAGGUCCCUUCAGCUGGAUUUGGUGUAAAUAGUGUUUUAAGAGCCUCUGAUGGAGUAGUUUAUUCUUCUGUAGCUGCUCCAGUCCCAUCCACAUAUGCAAUUACCACUCAGCCAGGCUCCAUCCUUAGUAGUACCUUAACACCUACAUCAACAGUACAGAACCAGACAUUGCCACAUCCGUAUGGUUUCAUUCCUAGUACCGACCCAGGACAGAUAAUUGCUUUUGAUACAGGAAUACCCAAGGAGCUUCUUCCCACUGCUUUGGCUGACAUCAUAACAGGCUACCCAGAUAUGUACUCAGACACAACCUUGGAAGCAAUUGCAGCCUCUCUCGAUGCCCUAGCCUCCUCCCCCAUAUUCCCUGGUUUAGACAACACUAAAAUGGCCCAGUAUCAGAUGGAGAGGGAGUUUCUAGAGCUAGAGAAGCUUAAGCAGCUAUGUCUUGCUGAGGAGCUGGAAUGGGAGAGGCAAGAGAUUCAGCGAUAUCGUGAACAAGAGCAGUUUAUGGUCCAAAGAGAGCUUGAGGAACUACAGGCCCUGAAACAGCAGCUACUCCUUCAGCAAGAGGAAGAGCACCAUGCCCACAUGGUGGCCCAGCAGGAAACCUAUGCCCAGCAGAAAGAACAAUUACAACAAAUCCAAACACUCCAACUGCAACUCCAACGCCAGCUAGAUGAACACUAUGGUAGUACUGGAACAGCAGGGAAUCUUCUAGAUGCUAAAUAUGCAGGGGUUGGGGACAGUGGCCAAUACUGGCCUGUCAAAGAUGAGUGUUCAACGCCAUCCUUACGGAGACAGUUGGAGGAAGGUCAGGACCAUCUUAAUUUAGUUAAGAAACUUCAAGCUGAUCAGGACACAGGGAAAAAAAUAAUUGAUAGUGGAGUGCAGACAGAUGAUGAAGACUCAGCAGAGAAGCAGCAUGUUGGAAGAAGGAAGAAAAGUAAGAGAAAUGUUGAUAGCUCAGCCCAAACUGAUGACGAGGAUCAAGAUGAAUGGGAUGCUCCUACAAAAGCCAGGCGACGCUCAAGAAAACAUAGCAGUGAUGGAAAACAUGGCUCCAAGGUCUCUAGCAUUGCUAUUCAGACCGUAGCAGAGAUAUCUGUUCAGACAGACCACUCUGGAACUAUCAAACGACCUAAUGUCCAAAUGGACACAAAAGUGGAAAUUGUCAAGCAUAUAUCAGCUCCUGAGAACUCUCAGAGAGGUGGCAGUCUGAGCUGUCAGACAGACUCAGACAGAAGACACACACCAAUUGAAGUGGCCUACAGCACUCAUCUAACAGCUGAUGUUCCCUCAAAGUCCAAAGUCUUCUACAACCAAGUUUCCCCCAUGUCUCCAGAAAGGUCCCUUGGAGGGCAGAGAAUGUUGACUGCUGACCCAACCAGAUUUUCCUCUGGCCCUAGGGUAUUAAAGGCUGGUCAGAAAUCUCUGUCUGAUCCUAAAUCCCUGAGUCCUUCUACAGAAGACAGGAUGGGUGGAUACUAUGCAGACAGUUAUCCUGGCCGAGGCUCUCCCUCUGGUACAGGUAAGAAGGUAAAGCGGACACUACCAGACCCUCCUCCCGAUGAUGACUCUAUGGCAGGACGGUCAGGCUACAGCACCAACUCUGCUCGUCGGCGUCUUGCCCGCAGUACAACAAUAGCCCGGGCAAAGAUCCUGCAGGACAUUGACAAGGAGCUUGAUCUGGUGGAGAGAGAAUCCUACAAACUUCGCAAGAAACAGGCUGAGCUUGAUGAAGAGGAAAAAGAGAUUGAUGCCAAGCUACGAUACCUGGAGAUGGGUAUCAACCGGCGUAAGGAAGCCUUGCUGAAAGAACGAGAGAAGAGAGAGCGGGCCUAUCUUCAGGGGGUGGCAGAGGAACGAGACUACAUGUCAGACAGUGAGGUUAGCAACAUCAGAGAGGCCAGGGCUGAUGGCCUGGAGAGACCAAGGACAGCACCCCAAUCAGAGUUUGACCAAUUUAUCCCCCCUCAAACAGAAGCUGAUUCUCAGUAUAACACACUAACUAGUCCCUACUCUCACUAUGCCCAGUAUGUUCCCCAGACCCAAACCACCAGCCACUACACCCAACAGAAUAUGUACCAGCAACAGUCCCUUUACCACCAACAGGGGUCUCCUUACCCAACUCUUUCACUGACCCAUGCCCAGACGCAGCAAAGCAGUUACCAACAUGCUCUGCUUUUGCAGCAGGGAAAGCAGCGACAAUCCGAUUUAGAGCCGAAGAUGACCACCAAUUACGAAGUGAUGCGCAACCAGCCUCUGCUCAUUGUGCCAACCUCUUCAGAAAGUGGCUAUGGGGUGGCUCACCUUGGAGGAAAGUAUGGAAGCUUGGACUUGAGACUGGGGAUAGAGGAGAGGAGCAUGGCCUCAAGUCCCAUGUCUAGCAUUUCUGCUGAUUCAUUUUAUGCCGAUAUUGACCACCACAGUGCCAGGAGCUAUGUGCUUAUAGAAGAUAUAGGGGAGCUCACUAAGACCUCAACAGGGCUAAGCAACAGUGGCUUAGGUUCUGGAUUCAGCCUGCCUGAUAAGGAGUUGGCCAAGGCAGACAGGCUCCUAAGGGCAGCAGAAGUCAGGCGCACAGCAGAGGUGGCAGAUUUUUUAGGCUCAUCUCGGCUUCAGGGUUACGGUAAAGGCGAAGAUGACACUAUGGAGGAGCCUUAUGAGCUGAAGCUACUUAAGCAACAAAUUAAACAGGAGUUCAGGCGUGGAACCGAGGGACUAGAACACUUAACAGGCCUUGGCCUGCCCCAGUAUCUCCCCAGUGAUAGUUUUCGGCACUUUCCUAAAGGAGAAAAAUAUAGCAUUGGCAGGCUAACUCUUGAAAAACAGGCUGCAAAGCAACUCCCGGCAGCUGUGCUUUACCAGAAACAGAUGAAGAACAAAAAGGCCAUGAUAGACCCAAAGGCCAUUACUAAGUUUUCCCCAAUUCAGGAGAGUAGGGACCUGGAGCCUGACUAUGGCAACUACAUGGGAUCUGGGGCAUCCUCUGUAACAAAUCUAGCAGCUACGGCAAGGUUGCUUCAGGAUGAGAUUACAUUUGGGAUCAGAAAAAACUUGUCUGAGCAGCAGAAAUAUUUGGGCUCCUCUUUGGGGGCCAAUCUAGCAGGUUCUCUUAACCUUGGGCAGUCCCAUGGACUGGGAUCUACUAUCAGAGCAACAGCCCAAGACGAUGGUACCUACCCAAGUGGAUCCCGUUCAAGACCCUCAUCUCGCCCAUCCUCCCGCCCCUCUUCAGUUUAUGGUUUGGAUCUAUCUAUCAAAAGGGACUUAUCUAGCUCUUCACUUCGACUUAAAACAGAAGGGGAGGUCCUGGAUGCAGCAUUUGCACCUGGGGUGGCCAGAGCAAAACCAACAAGUUUACCUAUCAGCCAAAGCCGGGGCCGUAUCCCCAUUGUGGCUCAGAACUCUGAAGAGGAGAGCCCCCUGAGUCCAGUGGGACAGCCUAUGGGCAUGGCUAGAGCCUCUGCUGGACCUCUACCACCGAUCUCAGCUGAUUCCAGGGACCAAUUUGGGUCCAGCCAUUCCCUGCCAGAGGUACAGCAACAUAUGAGGGAGGAAUCUCGGACAAAAGGCUAUGAUCGAGAUAUCGCAUUCAUCAUGGAUGACUUGCAAGGUGCAAUGUCUGACAGUGAAGCCUACCAUCUAAGGAACGAGGACACCGAUUGGUUUGAUAAGCCAAGAGAAGGACAUCCGCAGAGCGGGAGCAUGUCAGACAGGAGACAGGUGAGGGUCAGGCUAACAGCAUUCAGUCUUUCCUUACAUACAUUAAAUCUCUCUCAGAUGAAACUGGUCCCCUAUGCCUUCCCUCACACUCGCUUCAAGCUUAAGAGAGACCUGAAGGACACCAGUGUGUCUGGGAAUGGACUUGGGAUCCGAGUGGUAGGUGGGAAGCUGAUUCCGGGCAGUAGAGGAGAGAUCGGAGCCUACAUCGCCAAGGUCAUCCCCGGUGGAGCAGCAGAACAAACAGGAAAAGUUGUAGAGGGAAUGCAGGUGUUAGAGUGGAACGGAAUCACUCUGACAGGAAAGACUUAUGAAGAAGUGCAGAGCAUCGUGGGCCAGCCAUGUGCAGAGGCGGAGCUCUGUGUGAGACUUGACCUUAACAUGCUGUCUGACCCUGAGCACCCACAAGCCCUGGAGCACCAUGUCCAGCUUAAGGCUGUAGGUGGGCAGCGUUCACCAGGAGUCGAUCCUAAGCAGUUAGCUGCAGAGCUGCAGAAGGUGUCCCAGCAGCAGGGUCCCGGUGUUGGGUCUGGAGGUUUGGGUGUCCUAUCUGCGCUGGAGCGCUCUGCCCUCCUCCACUCAGGUACUGGAUCUGCAGCCUCAAGCGGUGUACCGAGCCCUGGCCAGCCUGCGUCCCCGGCCAUAAACAAGAAACAACGGCAAAAGCCAACUGAUCCGAUUAGGACACAACACCCAAUCACUGGGGAGAUUCAGCUCCAGAUCAACUACGACAGGAACCUCGGAAACCUGAUCGUCCACGUCCUGCAGGCUAGAAACCUGGCCUCGAGAGACAACGACGGCUACUCUGACCCCUUUGUAAAGGUCUACCUCUUACCUGGGAGAGGCCAAGUCAUGGUUGUCCAGAAUGCAAGCGCUGAUAACAAGAGAAGGACCAAGUAUGCACAGAGGACUUUGAACCCCGAGUGGAACCAGACCGUCAUCUACAAGAACAUCCAUCUGGAGCAGUUAAAGAAAAAGACGCUGGAGGUCACAGUGUGGGACUAUGACAGAUCCUCCUCCAACGACUUCCUCGGAGAAGUGUUGAUUGACUUAUCGAACACCAACCAGCUAGACAACACGCCCCGCUGGUUGCCUCUGAUGGAGCAGAGUGAGAGCAUUGAGCACAGCAGAGCACACCUUGGAGAUGGGAGUCACGAUUCACCUAAAAACUCUGUGAUCAAGAGUAGAAGCCACGGAAUCUUUCCUGAUCCAGCCAAAGAUAUGCAGAUGCUGCCUUUAGAAAAGUCUCACAGCAGCCCGGGCAGCUCCAAGUCUUCCUCCGACGGCCAACUGCGCUCCCACGGUCCCUCCCGAAGCCAAAGCAAGAGCAGCGUCACUCAGGCCCACCUCGAGGACGCUGGGAUAGCCAUCGCUGCCGCUGAGGCUGCCGUGCAACAAUCCCGCCUGCAACCAAGACCAGGACACAGAUUGGCCGAUGUCUCAGGGUCGGUGGUGCUGUCAGCCCCCGAGUCUUGUGGGAGACGCCUAUGGAGGCCUGGAGGGGACGACGGGGAGGGCACCGGAGUGGACAGUGCCAUUUUCCAAGUGCCACGCAUUGGGAAGAAUAUUCCUAACGGCACAGAUAAAAACCAACUAGGGCCCACGGAAAAUGAAGGUGGUAAAACACAAGUAAUGGGGGAGAUCAAGGUCGCUCUCAAGAAGGAGGUGAAGACAGAAGGAGACCAAUUGGUUUUGGAGGUCCUUCAAUGCAGGAACAUCACUUACAAGUUCAAGAGUCCAGACCAUCUACCAGACCUGUACGUAAAGUUGUAUGUGGUGAAUGUCGCCACUCAAAAGAGGAUCAUCAAGAAGAAGACCAGAGUUUGUCGACAUGACAGAGAGCCUUCUUUCAACGAGACCUUCAGGUUCCCCCUCAACCCAACUGGACACUCCAUUCAGCUUUUCUUGGUGUCAAACGGGGGAAAGUUCGUGAAGAAGACCCUGAUAGGGGAAGCCUACAUCUGGCUCGACAACGUGGACAUGAGGAAGAGAGUGGUCAGCUGGCACAAGCUGUUUGUCAGCUCCACUCAGACCAACCCCUGAGCACCACCA
This is a messenger RNA of Labrus bergylta (ballan wrasse), 13140 nucleotides long. The record is from RefSeq and is a predicted model, not a curated record. NCBI's taxonomy places the organism in Eukaryota, Metazoa, Chordata, Actinopteri, Labriformes, Labridae.